AACUCCCACCGGUUCAAUGCUUAAAUCCCUAAUAGGCAGCAUCUGGUGACGUCGAACUCAGAGCUCGUGUGAGACUCUGUUUCGGCAUUCCUCCUACCCAGCCGCCGAAUUCGCGACCUCCGUCGACCGUAGCGGAGCGCGCGAAGCACAUCUGAAAGUGCUCAAAUUGGUGAAUUGAUCAGUAAGGCUGAUUGUUCAAUGGCUCCGCCCAUGGAUGAUAAGCUGGAAAAUCCAAAUAAAGUAGAUAAGAUUGAUGAUCAAGAUCUGGAACGGAAGAUCAAGAAGGAGCAAAAGGCUAAACUGAAAGAAGAAAAAAAACUCAAGGCUGCACAAAAGGCAGAGGCUGCAAAACUCCAGGCACAAAAGCCAACUGAUGAUCCUAAGAAGAGUGAUCGAAGGCAGAGAAGAAGGGAUGUUGAUGAAGAGAGGACGGAGGACUUUAUUGACCCUGAUACCCCUGAUGGACAAAAAAAGCAACUUUCUCGCCAGAUGGCCAAGCAAUAUAAUCCAAGUGUUGUUGAGAAAUCAUGGUAUUCAUGGUGGGAAGCAUCAGGAUUCUUUGUAGCCGAUGCAAACUGCUCAAAACCUCCUUUUGUAAUUGUCCUCCCACCUCCAAACGUGACUGGUGCUCUUCACAUAGGUCAUGGUCUUACUGCUGCUAUACAGGAUACAAUUAUUCGUUGGCGGAGAAUGUCUGGCUAUAAUGUCCUAUGGGUGCCAGGAAUGGACCAUGCUGGUAUAGCAACCCAGGUUGUUGUGGAGAAGAAGCUCAUGCGUGAAAGCAAGUUAACCAGGCAUGAUAUUGGGCGUGAAAAAUUUGUGUCUGAGGUUUGGAAAUGGAAAAAUGACUAUGGUGGUCAAAUACUAAACCAAGAACGUAGGUUAGGAGCUUCGCUUGACUGGUCUCGUGAGUGUUUUACCAUGGAUGAUGCUAGAUCCAAGGCGGUUACUGAAGCAUUUGUCAGGCUUUAUAAAAAAGGUUUACUUUACAGGGAUCAUCGUCUUGUCAAUUGGGACUGCACGUUACGAACUGCAAUAUCUGAUAUUGAGGUUGAUCAUGAGGAAAUUACAGAAGAGACCUAUCGAAAGGUCCCUGGUUAUGAGCAUGAAGUUCAGUUUGGUGUCUUGACUUCCUUUGCUUAUGCACUUGAGGGAGGCAUGGGUGAGAUUGUAGUAGCUACCACAAGAGUGGAAACAAUGCUUGGUGAUACUGCAAUUGCUGUUCAUUCUAAGGAUAAACGGUAUGCUCAUCUACAUGGAAAGUGUGCCGUGCAUCCUUUCAAUGAGCGGAAGCUACCAAUAAUAUGUGAUGAUAUCCUGGUUGAUCCUGAAUUUGGAACUGGGGCUGUCAAGAUCACUCCUGCACAUGAUCCAAAUGACUUUGAAGUUGGAAAACGUCAUAAUCUUGCUUUCAUUAAUAUUUUUACUGAUGAAGGGAAGAUUAAUAGCAAUGGUGGUGCCGACUUUGAAGGGCUGCCUAGAUUUGCAGCCCGUGUAGCUGUUGUAGAAGCAUUGAAGGCGAAGGGUUUAUACCGAGGAGCUCAGAAAAAUGAAAUGAAACUUGGCAUUUGUUCUAGAAGUAAUGAUGUGGUGGAACCCAUGAUAAAACCUCAGUGGUUUGUUGAUUGCAAAAGCAUGGCAAAACUAGCUCUUGAUGCUGUCAUGAGUGACGAUAAGAAGAUUGAGAUUAUUCCACAUCAGUAUGAACAAGAAUGGAAAAGAUGGCUUGAGAAUAUACGUGACUGGUGCAUUUCGAGGCAACUUUGGUGGGGACAUCGCAUCCCUGCCUGGUAUGUGACAAUUGAAGAUGAUCAACUUAAAGAUGUGGGUUCUUACAAUGAUCAUUGGGUGGUUGGAAGAAAUGAGCAGGAGGCAAUCAUUGAGGCAAAAAAGAUUUUCUCAGGGAAGAAAUUUGAGAUUGCACAAGAUCCAGACGUGCUGGAUACAUGGUUUUCAUCUGGUCUUUUUCCAUUGUCUGUUCUUGGCUGGCCAGACGUUACACCUGAUUUUAAGGCAUUUUAUCCUACUACUGUGCUUGAAACUGGACAUGAUAUCCUUUUCUUCUGGGUUGCACGGAUGGUUAUGCUGGGGAUGCAACUUGGUGGUGAUGUGCCCUUCAGAAAGGUAUAUUUGCACCCUAUGAUAAGAGAUGCACAUGGCCAGAAAAUGUCAAAGUCGAAAGGCAAUGUUAUUGAUCCGCUAGAGGUAACAAAUGGAGUUUCACUGGAAGGCUUGCACAAAAGGUUGGAAGCUAGUAAUUUGGAUCGAAGUGAACUGGAAAAGGCAAAGUUGGACCAGGCUAAAGAUUUUCCCAAUGGUAUUCCUGAAUGUGGUGCUGAUGCUCUUCGCUUUGCUCUUGUUUCUUAUACAGCUCAGUCGGACAAGAUAAAUCUGGAUGUCUUGAGAGUUAUUGGCUAUCGACAAUGGUGUAAUAAGUUGUGGAAUGCUAUACGUUUUGCCAUGAUGAAACUUGGAGAUGAUUAUGCUCCACCAGAGAAGCUUGAUGUGAAAUUCAUGCCACCUGUUUGUCAGUGGAUACUUUCUGUCCUAAACAAAGCUAUAGCCAAAACUAUAUCAUCCUUUGAAUUGUACAAAUUCUCAGAUGCAACUACAGCAGUAUAUGCAUGGUGGCAAUUUCAGCUCUGUGAUGUAUUCAUUGAAGCUAUCAAACCCUACUUCAUCGAUUCAAAGUUUGAGUCUGCUAGAGCAGAUGCUAGGCAUACAUUGUGGAUCUGUCUAGAUACUGGCUUACGUUUGCUACAUCCCUUGAUGCCAUUUGUUACUGAAGAAUUAUGGCAGCGUCUUCCUCAAAUAGAAGGAAGCUGCAGGGAGGAAUCUAUUAUGAUUUCAGAUUACCCUUCAGUUAUAGAAGCUUGGUCAAAUGAGAAAAUCGAGAAUGAUAUGGAGAUCGUCAAUGCUACCGUGAGGAAGCUUCGAUCCUUGCGUCCACAAAGUGACAGAAGUGAAAGAUAUCCGGCUUUUGCUAUUUGUCGGCAACAUGAUAUUGCCAACACCAUGAGGACCUAUGAGUUUGAGAUACUAACACUUGCCGCAGUCUCUUCUUUGAAGGUCCUAACUGAGAAUGACAUGGCUCCAGCUGGAUGUGCAGUUGAUGUUGUCAAUGAAUCUCUGUCUGUAUAUCUCCAACUCCAAGGAACACUUGAUGCAGAAGCUGAACGUGAAAAGCUGAGAAAAAGAAGAGAAGAGAUACAGAAGAAGCAUGAUCUUUUGGCACAGGAAGUGAAUAACGCAGGUUACAAAGAAAAAGCCCCUCUGAGCAUCCAAGAAGAACAGAUGAGGAAACUAAAUGCUUAUUUGGAAGAACUUAAGAUUAUUGAUGAAGCGGAACAGGAUUUGGAGACGAGAAUAUGCGAGCAAAAAUAACUAUUUUGAGUUUCUUAGUACCAUGUCCUGAUUGCUUUUGAUACUCCUGUAAGUCUGAUUUUGUAACUGAUUUAGAUUAUUGAUCAUUUAUCCCAUCUUCUAUCAAA
This is a messenger RNA of Zingiber officinale, 3491 nucleotides long. RefSeq names its product valine--tRNA ligase, mitochondrial 1-like. Gene Ontology annotation, biological process: valyl-tRNA aminoacylation. Gene Ontology annotation, molecular function: valine-tRNA ligase activity; ATP binding; aminoacyl-tRNA deacylase activity. The coding region runs from base 199 to 3384 and encodes 1061 amino acids. The record is from RefSeq and is a predicted model, not a curated record. NCBI's taxonomy places the organism in Eukaryota, Viridiplantae, Streptophyta, Magnoliopsida, Zingiberales, Zingiberaceae. Gene Ontology annotation, cellular component: cytosol. The transcript has 23 exons.